AUGGCUCCUCGUAGAACACACCGUAAAUCUAAACGAGGUUGUUCGGAAUGCAAGCGUCGACACAUCAAGUGUGAUGAGACACGUCCUAUCUGCGUGAACUGCACCACCUCCAAACGAACAUGCAAGUGGGAAUUCGAUGUCAGGGCCCCAGCGACGACCCAGAUCGAGCCGACAAAGGCUCAAAGCACCCCGACCGAUCCCCAGUUACCUGCUGGCGGCGGACACCUGACACCCGUUGUCAGUGCAGGUUCUCACACGACCGGGGGCUCACCACUCGCGAUCUUCAGCCAAGGACGGGCUGACUCCAUCGUCAACAUUGACCACCUGGAACUUUUGCAUCACUUCUACACAGACACAUGCAGGACCGUAGUCCGAACGCAGGAUCAGAUCGAGCUGUACAGCAAACUCGUCAUCGCCCAGGGCAUCGCCAAUCCUUUCCUAAUGCACGAGAUUCUUGCCAUCUCCGCCAUUCAUAUCGGCAUCCUCCGUCCUCACCGGCGAGAGUACUACCACUCACUGGCGACAUCUCUCCAAUCGAAAGCACUGGCCGACUUCAACGAGAUCCUGUCGCGGAUUGAUGCCACCAGCUGCUUGCCUGUUCUGUUAUUCUCCCACCUAAUCGGACUUCACACAUUCCACGACAUCUUCAACGUCCUCAAGGACGAUUUCAAUACCUUUAUGGAUGGUCUGGUCGGCUGCGUCAGGCUACUCCGGGGUGUCAAUUUGGUGACUCAAACCUGGCGGGACGUUCUACUCCAGUCCGAGUUGGGUGACAUCAUGAGAGAAGCCGACCAGGCUCAUUGUAGCGAGAAAACCUCCCAUGGCGAAUGCUCUCCACUGCGGGAUCUGAUUGAUGCUGCCGACCUGAGCUUGUCAUCCAAGGAAGUUUGUAGGGAAGCUCUGGAAAAAUUACAAGAAUACUUCGACGUUGAGAAUGGUUAUCCUGGAGAACUCCUGGCCACGACAAAUGUCAUCUUCGCUUGGUUCGUCACCGCGUCUUCGCAGUACACCGAACUGAUGGAUCAGCGACGGCCCGAGGCUUUGAUCCUUCUUGCAUACUACGCAGUAUUACUCCACCGGCGCCGUAAGUCGUGGGUGGUGGGCGACGCAGGCCAGCGCCUCCUCACGUCCAUCACCACGCAUCUCGGCAGGCGCUGGGAGACUUGGCUAGCCUGGCCCAAGAACGCUAUCACAUUUGGUACGAGCUCGAAUACUCCAAUAUCAGCCGCUUAG
Messenger RNA from Fonsecaea multimorphosa CBS 102226, 1233 nucleotides. RefSeq lists its product as uncharacterized. Bases 1 to 1233 code for a protein of 410 amino acids. Gene Ontology annotation, molecular function: zinc ion binding; DNA-binding transcription activator activity, RNA polymerase II-specific. The record is from RefSeq and is a predicted model, not a curated record. The transcript is spliced from 2 exons. Lineage: Eukaryota; Fungi; Ascomycota; Eurotiomycetes; Chaetothyriales; Herpotrichiellaceae. Gene Ontology annotation, biological process: regulation of transcription by RNA polymerase II.